AACAGGGCUGAGGAGUGAAAGGUGCGUGCCUAGCAGCCAAGGCACCGCGACGUCCCGAAGAUGACAAGGAACCGGUUUCACUUUCUUGCAUUCCUCACAUUAAUGUUUGUCCAUCAGAGCGAUGCUCUCAUCAGGGUUCCUCUGCACAGGAUGCGCUCGCUGCGCCGCCGGCUCUGCGACAGCGGCAUGACGCUGGAGCAGCUGCGCUCCCGGGCGGAGGAGCGCGCAGGGCACCGCGUCGCGGCCGACCAGCAAGUGCCUGUAGAGCGACUCACCAACUUCAUGGACGCUCAAUAUUUUGGGGUGAUCAGUAUCGGCUCUCCGCAGCAGAACUUCUCUGUGCUGUUUGACACCGGAUCCUCCAAUCUGUGGGUUCCCUCCGCCAGUUGCUCCUUCUGGGACUUCGCCUGCUGGCUCCAUCAACGAUACGAUUCCAAGAAGUCUAGCACCUACGUGAAGAACGGAACCAAAUUCGCUAUCCAGUAUGGCAGCGGCAGCCUGUCCGGGUUUCUCAGCCAGGAUCUGGUCUCGGUGGCUGGUUUGGUCAUUCCCAGACAGCAGUUUGGGGAGGCGGUUAACCAGCCAGGCAUUGUGUUUGCCCUGGCACACUUCGAUGGCGUGCUAGGCAUGGGCUACCCUUCCAUCUCCGUCGCUCAGGUCACUCCGGUCUUUGAUUUGGCCAUAGCGGCCAAACUACUGCCCCAAAACGUCUUCUCCUUCUACCUCAACAGAGACCCUGCUGCACCUGUGGGCGGCGAGUUAAUGCUUGGCGGCAUUGACAAGCAGUACCACCAGGGGGAGCUGCACUACCUGAACGUGACCCGCAAAGCCUACUGGCAGAUCAAAAUGGACAGCGUCCUUGUGGGCAACCAGCUGACAUUGUGCAAGGGUGGCUGUCAGGCGAUCGUCGACACGGGCACGUCCCUCAUCACCGGCCCCGCCCAGGAAGUGCAGGCCCUGCAGAAGGCCAUCGGGGCCUUUCCUCUGCUGAUGGGCGAGUAUUUCAUUAAUUGCAAGAUGAUCCCAUCGCUUCCAGUUAUUUCCUUUGCUCUGGGGGGGAAGCAGUUCAAUCUGACGGGAGAGGAUUACAUCAUGAAGGAGUCCCAAAUGGGCCAGAAAAUCUGUCUGUCCGGAUUCAUGGCGCUGGAUGUGCCCCCCCCAGCCGGGCCCCUCUGGAUCUUGGGAGACGUCUUCAUCGGUCGGUACUACAGCGUGUUCGACAGGGACGCCGACCGAGUGGGCUUCGCUCCGGCGAAGCCGGGACGCUAAGGGGGGACUGUGUGGGGCAGAACAAGAAGCAAGGAAGGAGCGACCAAAAUGCACAAACAUUCAGGCCUCAUUUCUUAGCACAGAGCAAAACUACUAUGAACUUAACAUGGUUUUAACACCUUGCAUUGUCACGGCAAGAUGUAACACUGCAUAUGGUGAGACCAAUUAACAGCCUUUAUUUCAGGAAAUGUGUUCAUUUUAGCUAUAGCAAGGGUGGAUUUUGCUGAAAUACCCAAUGCGGGGGACCCUGCUUUUAGUGAUGCUGCUGAAGUGCAGUUUUACCAAGAUGAUUCUUGCCUAGAUUUAUACAAGCAAACACUUUAGUCUAACAGGAGCGACAGUGUGCAGUGACUCAGUUGGUCUAAGACCGCAGUGCCUGUUUCAGGUUGAAGCCGCUUUCAACAUGUAAAUGAAAUGUUUCACAAAAUGAUGAAAUGUUGUUUCAUAAUCUGUUAGAACGGCAGACAAAUAAAGACGACAGACACCGA
This is a messenger RNA of Paramormyrops kingsleyae, 1757 nucleotides long. RefSeq names its product cathepsin D-like. Gene Ontology annotation, biological process: proteolysis. Gene Ontology annotation, cellular component: lysosome. NCBI's taxonomy places the organism in Eukaryota, Metazoa, Chordata, Actinopteri, Osteoglossiformes, Mormyridae. Gene Ontology annotation, molecular function: aspartic-type endopeptidase activity. The record is from RefSeq and is a predicted model, not a curated record.